This is a messenger RNA of Bipolaris maydis ATCC 48331, 840 nucleotides long. RefSeq lists its product as uncharacterized. The record is from RefSeq and is a predicted model, not a curated record. Gene Ontology annotation, biological process: mycotoxin biosynthetic process. NCBI's taxonomy places the organism in Eukaryota, Fungi, Ascomycota, Dothideomycetes, Pleosporales, Pleosporaceae.
AUGAAAGAGGAAAACGAAGAUAUGGAACUCGCUAGAUCGCAAUCUCUUGACGCCGAGGAUGAGUGCUUGCUUGACAGCGAUGACGAGAUCCAACGCCGACAGCAACAUAGUAUUGUCCGACCAAUUUUAGCUCGGCUCGCUACCGCCAGUUUCGUCCUCACGGCUUGUUUAAUGGUGGCAUUUGCGUACUACCUCGGCUACUCACACGGCAGAGGAAUAUAUCCGCGCCUUCCUACUCAUGCUAUUACUAAAGAUGCUGCUCGGUUACAUCUCCAGCUCCUCGACGACGAGUUCGAGGUCCGCAAGCCAGAGAAUAGGAUAUAUAAGGGCGAACCGCGCCCGGAGCUUAACAAUGCCUGGUCUGACUUACUCCGUGGCUUAAAUUUCCGUGUCUCACAGCAAGUUGCAACGGAGGUGGGGUUCGAUUCUUUGGAGUUGGGUGACGGCAGCGGCGACAGAUGGGCGACUAUGGCUGUAAAGCAUAAUUUACACUGUCUUAAACGAAUCCGCGAAUCAUUGUGGCCAGAGCAGUAUCCGGAGAGCUGGGAGCUUGCACGGCCAAUCGAUGGCAAGAUUAAUCCACAUAUGGAUCAUUGUAUCGACAACCUCCGGCAAGCUCUUAUGUGCAAUGCAGACAUGACCCUAUAUCGCUAUCAUUGGCGGAAUGACACUCUCAAACCGAAGCCGACCGUUAUGAGCCCUCAUAUCUGCCUUGACUGGAAGCGGCUGCAAGACUGGCUGGAUGUGCACGAGUUUGACAUCUACGGUCGCAAUAUGCUCGUUCAUCCAACGCUGGGACGAGUGCACCCGAGUCUGUGGGUGGCAAAUCAUAAUGUAUAA